Colletotrichum destructivum is the source of this 2328-nucleotide messenger RNA. RefSeq names its product Putative zn(2)Cys(6) fungal-type DNA-binding domain-containing protein. The record is from RefSeq and is a predicted model, not a curated record. Gene Ontology annotation, molecular function: DNA-binding transcription factor activity, RNA polymerase II-specific; zinc ion binding. NCBI's taxonomy places the organism in Eukaryota, Fungi, Ascomycota, Sordariomycetes, Glomerellales, Glomerellaceae. Bases 1 to 2328 code for a protein of 775 amino acids. The transcript has 2 exons. Gene Ontology annotation, biological process: regulation of DNA-templated transcription.
AUGCCCACAUCACGCGUUGAGCGGUCUCGCAAGACCCUAUCCAGGGCUCAUGAACUCCACAACGAGUCCGAGGCCAGGCGAAAAAAAGUGCGGAAGGGAACACAUAGCUGCUGGGAGUGCAGGCGAAGAAAAAUGAAGUGCAUCUUUGGCUCCCCCACAGAUACCGUCUGCGUCAGCUGUCAGCGACGGGGUGCCAAGUGUGUCGCCCAAGAGUUUCCCGAAGAGAUCUCACCUUCACUCGACAGGAGCCUUCAGAUGGGUGAUCGUAUGGUGAGGGUCGAAACACUGGUUGAGCAACUACUUAAGAAGGUUUCAAAUGGCUCGGACUUUAUCAGCGCAGACACGACAAGAGAAGAUGAGGCGAGAGCCACACAAGGUCGUCUUACUCCUACAUCUACUAGCUGUCAGUCUUCACAGUUGUCCUCUUCAUACGAGCAUUCGGUGGAUACCGAAAAAGUUGAAUAUGAGAUUCCCACCGGCGGUGCUUGGCUUCCGAAAUCUAAAAAUGCCAGAGGACAACUCGUUACGCCGAGGAAAUACGAGACACUAUCUCGGAUUCUGCACAAAUAUUUACCUUUACCGAAAGAUUCCGAGAUAAUCCUCAAAGCUCACAGUAACAUAUCUACCCUAUUCAACCAGAUGCUGACUGUCCCAUACAAGGACCUUGACCGGAGUGAUCCCAAGGCUUCAGAGGGCCUGCUUGAGAGGCCAGAACCAUAUGCCCACCCCGUCUUCAUAGCGAGAUACAUGCUUCACGUCGCCACUUUCUUGCAACAUCUCCCCCCCAAUAGCCAUGAAGUGGCCCGAAGACUAUCGGAACCUCCUUGCGAGAUGAUGAACCGACUAGCCGAUGCGGCUAUCAGUCUCGUUACGACGAACGAUGAUCUUGUCGGUAGCGUCGAGGGACUAGAGUGUGUCAUGCUCGAGAGUCUGUACCAAACGAACGGUGGAAACCUUCGCAAAGGCUUGAUCGCGAUCCGAAGGGCGAUGGUCGUUGCGCAGUUGAUGGGUUUCCACAAACCAGGGAGUCAGGCCCAGGGCAAGGUUCUUGAUCCUGACAAAAAAGCUUACACCGAAUUCAUAUGGUUCCGAAUCGUGUUUGCUGAACGCCAUCUCUGCCUCAUGCUCGGCUUCCCACAAGGCACACUCGAUCAGAGUAUGGCGUCCAAAGCCAUGCUCGCAGGAGAUACGCCCAUGGGGCGUCUGGAGCGCGUUCACUGCGUGGUCGCAUCUCGACUCCUGGAACGCAACCAAUCCGAUCCCAGCUCCCAAGACUUUGCCCUAACGCAAGAAUUGGACGCAGAGCUGCUGAGAGCGGCUGAGGGCCUUCCAAGCAAAUGGUGGCUCGCCGCAAACUUGGCUACUGUCGUGAACAAGCCAGAGGCGAUGUUUUGGGACAUGCGGCGGCAAUUUCACCAGCUCUUCCAUUAUAAUCUGCUCAAUCAGCUCCAUCUCCCAUACAUGCUGCGCUCCUCGUCAACCGGACACAAAUUCGAUUAUUCUCUCAUCACCUGUGUCAACGCGUCCCGCGAGGUGCUCUCUCGCUUUAUCACGUUCCGGAGCUUUAGCCGGGUGUCUUUAUGCUGCCGAACCAUCGACUUUUUUGCUUUGAUGGCCGCCAUGACACUUCAAAUAGCACACCUUGACGGACACCGGCGAUCUGCUGCUGCCCUUGCACGUUCGAAGUGGCAAGAGCUGCCGGCGGCGAAAACAGAAAACCUCCUGGCGCAUCAGCGCCCGGCCGAUCGCGCCAUGAUAGAGCAAACGCAGGAGAGCAUGGAGGAGGUUAGCCGGCUGCACGCAGACGCGCUGAGCGCGCAGAGUGCCGAUUUGUUGCGCCGCCUGCUAGCUAUCGAAUCUGAAGCAGCCAGCGGACAUGCUCACCGCGCCGAUAGCGUGAGCGUCGAGGCGCCUCACACUGCGGAAGAGUUGGACGAGGAGCCUAGCGAGGAUAGUAGUGGCGCUGUGCGUGUCUACAUUCCUUACUUUGGGGUCAUUAAUAUUGCACGCGAGGGCGUCAUCUCCAAAGAGACAUCCAUUAACUGCGAUGAGGGUCUUACCAUAGAGACAGAGAGUGGAAGGAGAGAGCUCUCGAUCCAGCCAGCAGCUAUUGGCGAUGACCUCAUUGCUACGCAGGUUGUAGUGCAAACCCCGAGGUCCACGUCUGAGGUGUUCUUACAGCAGUGUGGAGACCCUAUUGUUACUGCUGGAGUCGAUGACUGGGCGUUCCAAGGCGUCGACAUGGCCUUUUUUGAUAAUUUGAUGAGAGGUGCUGGAGAUGAUGUUAAUCUUAAUCUUGAGCUACCGGCUUGGUCGACUAAGUCUUGA